AUGGCACUCAAACGCAAUCGCGCCGCACUCGAAGCCGAUCUUCAGGCGCAGCAAUCACCAUACGCGUUUUUCGGAACCCCGCUACCACCACUUGACGACAGUGUUCGUGAUGAUGGCUCGUUUGUUCCGAUCUGGCAGCAAGAUGUGAGAGAUGAGCAAGGAAGGAAGCGCCUUCAUGGUGCCUUCACAGGAGGUUUCAGCGCAGGAUAUUUCAACUCCGUCGGCUCGAAAGAAGGAUGGACCCCUGCGACCUUUGUCUCGUCUCGUCAGAAUCGCGCCAAGAAGGCAGAACAGCAACGGCCUGAGGAUUAUAUGGAUGAAGACGACAUACGGGAACAAGAAGAGUCAAAACACCUCCAGACUGCGGACGGAUUCGCAGGCUUCGGAACUACGGACAACGAUGCCACUCGCAAGGCAGGGCUUAUGGACAUAUUGAAGACCGGGGAGAGACCAUGGAUGGGAUGGCGCGAAGGCCAAGGAAUCGGGCCAAAAGUGCGGCGCAAGGCCAACUUGGAUGAGAGCUCUGCACCCGGUGCCGACGAAGAGACCUACCUGUUUGCGCCUGAAAAUCCGCCCAUGGUAGCAUUCGUGCGCAAGACCGAUCGCAAGGGUCUCGGCUUUGAGGGUGAAGCGCGCCUAGAAUCGCAUCCACCUACUCAAGGCAACAAUGAUUCCGAGGAGAAAGACUCUUUCUUCGGUGGGCGUCUAGCUAUCCAAGACAAACCCGCAUCGUCGAAACAAAAAGAUUCACGCCGAGGAGGAUUUGGCGUUGGGCCACUCAACGACACAGGCUCCGAUGAUGAGGACCCAUAUUCUCUCGGCCCACAAAUAUCAUAUAACAAGACAAUUGGGGGCGACAAGAAGAAAAAGAAGAAGGGCAAAACGGACGAUGGGAAACCAAUGAUUGCAUCAUCCAAUCCCCUUCUAAACUCGAAGCCCGUGUUCAUAUCGAAGAAGUUGGCAGCUUCAAGGGGCACUGGUGGGUUCAGGAAAUGCCGAGAUGGGCGUCUUCCGCUGGACGGGUUCGUCCUCGCCGACGGCAUUUCAGGCUUAUCCAUCUCUGAGAAGAAAUAUGACCCCCCUACAAUACCCAGUGAUUGGAAAUCCGCCAAGGAAGUCUCGUCAGAAAAACAAGAUCGAUCGAGCUUCGUCUCAACAGCGGACGCCGCUAAAGCCUCGUCACUCAACCCUACAUCAAGAGCAGCACUCCUGGGCGAGACCCAACUGCCUGGCAAGUCCAUCUUUGAUUGGAUGACGCCUGAAGCCAGAGCCAAAAUUGCCAAACUUACAGGAAACACCAACUUACCACCGGCUAUGGGGGAGAAAGCACCAAAAGGAUAUGAACUCCCAGAAUCGCAAAAGCGGAAAGAUCUCUGGGACCUUGUGCCAAAACUCGACAAACAAAUUGCCGCCCAAGCACUGGCUCGUGGCGUGGGUGGGUGGAUGCCGUAUCAAGAGGACGAAACCAAGCGAGCCCGCUACCGGGUAUUUCUGGAGGUCAGCGCUGGAACUCGCACAACUCUCCCAGAGAGGGUUGACGGGUCCAGCACCAAUGAGUGGGUGACAGAAAUGCAAGAAUUCGUUAGGGCGGCUGAGGUGUUCAAACCUAUGUCUGGUGUCAUGGCAUCUCGCUUUACGUCUGCCUCCUCCGCCCCCAAGGCAGCCUCGGAUACCCCAGACUCCGCCGAUUCUCUGCUCAGCAAGCCCGCCGAAAAACCAGACAGCCCAGCGGUCGCCGCCGCUAAGAUGGGCAUGUUUGGACAUAUGACCCGAAGCACAGUCGACUUCUACCCAUCUCGACUACUAUGCAAGCGCUUCAAUGUCAAACCGCCCUCGAAUGUACAGUCGGACCCUGGAGAACAACCCGGUCCCACUUCUUCUGGACCAGCCUCUUCUGGGCCCGGAACCCGUUUCCAAUCCGGCGGAUUCCAGGCCGAUGCAGGUCCCAAGGAAUUAGUGUCACAGGACGUGAUGAAUCAACUCCUGAUCGACUCUCUGGGUUACCUGCCUAAUGCAAAUGGCGCGGAUCCAUCCAAAGGGGGUAAGCCAGUUGAUGCGACACCAACUCCAGUUAUUGAGCCGGAGCGGAACGAAGCCCUAGAAGCAGAGCGGCCUGGUGAAGCUGUCUUCAGAUCAAUUUUUGGGGACUGA
Messenger RNA from Penicillium brevicompactum, 2151 nucleotides. RefSeq lists its product as uncharacterized. Gene Ontology annotation, molecular function: RNA binding. The record is from RefSeq and is a predicted model, not a curated record. The coding region runs from base 1 to 2151 and encodes 716 amino acids. The transcript is spliced from 3 exons. Gene Ontology annotation, cellular component: nucleus. Gene Ontology annotation, biological process: mRNA processing. NCBI's taxonomy places the organism in Eukaryota, Fungi, Ascomycota, Eurotiomycetes, Eurotiales, Aspergillaceae.